Molecule: messenger RNA, 3276 nt
Organism: Electrophorus electricus (electric eel)
Lineage: Eukaryota; Metazoa; Chordata; Actinopteri; Gymnotiformes; Gymnotidae
Source: RefSeq, a predicted model, not a curated record
GGCUGCGGUAAGACGGGGAGCUUUUAUUAUUAUUAUUAAUAAUAAUAAUAAUAAUAAUAAGAAAUGGUGCAGAUGCACAGCAGUGUAGAUCUACUGCCGCGUGAUUUCAGCGUUGGUUAAUGAAGCAAGUGCGUGAUGUUUGCGACGAAUGUCCUGCCGCCGCCGUCAACGAGGCACGUGGUGGCAGCCAUCCAGCUGAAAAAUCUGGAGCUCAACUGCAGCGCGCCUCGCCCGUGGAUCACGCGUUUUCUGUGCGCCCGUCCUGCGAGAUGGCGAUAGUUUAUAACGUAGCAUACACACGCCUGUUCAAAUGACUGCUUGAGUUCACAGAGCUUUGGAUAAAUAUUAGGUCCCACAUACUUCCGGCUGCAGUUGGAUUACUCCAGAAAAUUCCUAUAAAUCGCUAAUUAAGUCUCUCUCGUAUUACAGCCAUUGUGAGAUUUUAGAAUGAACGCCUGUUGUGUAGAUGGAGUUUCGUACCACAUUAAAGUUUCGGUUUCGUUUAACCCCGACGUGAUAAGGCUUUGAUCUUCUAUAAAAGCUUUGCUUCAUCUUGACGGGCAAAGGGUGCUAUCACAAUGACCCCAUUGUGAUUCUGUAAAGGCCUUGUUCGCACUUUCAACUGAUGAAAUACUUCCCCAGUGGAGAAAGGCAAGACAUCUAAGUAUCUGGAUUCUUUUCUGUGCGUAUUUAGUUGUACAGAUGGAGUACAAAGUGACGGUGGCAACAGGCACCUCAGAGUACUCAGGUACUAAUAACUACGUGUAUGUGACUCUUGUGGGGGAGAGAGGAGCGAGUGAGCGGACCCUCCUUGACAACCCAGGUCUUGAUCUCUGCCGAGGUGCGGUUGACGAGUAUACUGUACGGAGCUCGGCCCCCCUGGGCCGUAUCCUGCUCGUGCGGCUAGAGAAGCAGAGGUACUGGGUGGAGGAUAACUGGUUCUGCCGCUACGUGACGGUGACAUCACCAGGAGGCCACAGCACAAGCACCUUCCCCUGCUACUGCUGGCUGGUGGGGGAUGUGCAGGUGGAGGUGAGGGAAGGCACAGCUAAGAAGCAGAGCGGCGAUACGCUGCCCCAGGAGCGUGCGCACAGGAAGGCAGAACUCCAGGAGAGGCAGAAAAUCUACAGAUGGCAACACUGGGCUCCAGGCCUUCCCAAAUGCAUAGAUGCCAAAUCUGAAGCGGACCUUCCCCAGGAUGCUCGCUUUGCCAAUGAGAAGCGCAGUGACUUUGAGAGAUCGCUUCAGUUCGCGCUCUUGGAGCUCUCGCUGAAGAAGUUGGUCAUUAAGUUUGGGAAGUCCUGGGAUGACUUGGAUGAUUUUAAGCGGAUAUUCUGGCAACUGAAGAGUUCGAUUGCUGAGUACACUAUGCAACACUGGAGAGAGGACUGGUUUUUUGGCUAUCAGUUCCUGAACGGCUCAAAUCCAAGAAUGAUUCAAAGAUGCAAGAAGCUGCCUUCAAACUUCCCUGUGAGUGGAGAUAUGGUGCAGGCAUUCUUAGGCCCCAACACUACCCUGGACAAAGAGAUCAAGGCUGGGAAUGUGUUCCUGGUUGACCAUGGUGUGAUGGAUGGCAUUCCUGCGAAUUCAAUCAGAAAUCAGAAACAGUACAUAGCAGCUCCUCUCUGUUUGCUGUAUGAGCAUCCUGAUAAAGGCCUCAUUCCUAUUGCUAUACAGCUUGAACAGAAUCCAAGCAGGGACACACCCAUCUUCCUCCCUAAUGACCCGCCCCUGGCCUGGCUAUUGGCUAAAAUGUGGGUCCGUCAUGCUGAAUUCCAGGUCUUCCAAGUGCUUUCCCACCUGUUGAGCACUCACCUUGUAGUGGAGGUGAUCUGUGUAGCUACACUGCGUCAGCUACCUGCAGUCCACCCUAUAUACAAGCUGCUCAGUCCUCAUCUGAAAUACUCGUUGGAGAUCAAUUGCCGAGCACGCACACAGCUCAUUUCUGCAGAUGGCAUAUUUAAAAGGGUGGUGUCUACAGGUGGGGAGGGGCUGCUGGUGCUGGCGCAAAGGGGAUAUAAGGUCUUCACCUACCGCUCACUCCACCCGCGCUUCGAUUUUGUGGACCGUGGCGUCAACAAACUCAAAAACUACUUCUACAGAGACCACGUGCUAAUGCUGUGGGAGGCCAUUCAUAAGUUUGUUUCCAGCAUGGUAUCCCAGUACUACAGCAGUGACAGUGAAGUAGAAGAAGACACAGAACUGCAGGCCUGGAUUAGUGACGUGACUGAAGAAGGCUUUGUAGAUGCGCCUCAGUUUGGGCUGGCUAAUGACCUAAAGACCAGAGAGGAGCUGAUCACUCUACUGAGCGUUGUGAUCUUUACCAGCACAGCACAACAUGCAGCAACUAACAAUGGGCAGUUUGACUGGUGUGCAUGGGUACCCAACACCCCUUGCACCAUGCGCCAGCCUCCACCCACAGAUAAGGAUGCAGUCACAAUGGGCUUCAUCAUGGAUACACUGCCGGAUAUCAGCCAGUCAUGUGUGCAGAUGGCAAUCACAUGGCAUUUAGGAAGGGUACAGCCAGAUGCGAUUCCCCUAGCACAAUAUGCUGAGCAGUACUUCACUGAGCCAGAAGCUCUACGGGUGAUUGACAGCUUCAGAGAGGAUCUGAAGGAAGUUGAAGAGGAGAUUUUGAGGCAGAAUAAAGGCCUGGAAUUACCGUAUCUCUAUUUGUGUCCCAGCCGAAUAGAGAAUAGCAUUACUAUAUAAGCAAGUCUCUGUUGGCUGGGGUUUCCCAAGGGCAUUAUAACAAAAUAGUAUUGUUACAUGGUAGAGCAAUAUCACAAUAGACCGGCACGCGUUCAUUUAAGAUGAUUUUAACACUAUGAUGCUCUUGGGAAACAGGGCAUAGAUCUAAACACUUUUGAUAAGCAUAUUUCACCUUGUGCAGAAUACAUUGUAAAGAUACAAUUUAUAUACAUAGAAGGUUCUUUAGGAACUUGGGAGCAACUUCAGAAGAGCACAGUGCUCUCUGACCUUUCUUUCUUUUUUUUCCAGCCAUAAAAAUGAACAUCCUUGCUGUCAACAUUCCUUUUUUUUUUAAAUGGGUGUGGGUAUGACAAGACUAUAUUUGUAUAUUUUUAAUACAUUUCUAUACAGCAUUGCUCAAUUUUUAUUACUGAGAUGUUGUUCUUAGUGGAUGUUAUACAAACAUAUGCAUAUACAAUCAAUAAUUUGGAAAUGCUAUAAUGUCAAGUUACUUUUUCAGAGAUCCACCAAGAUUGAUGGCAUUGAUGGGGAUAUUAGCAAUUAAAGAAAUGUACAUUUCUGUUA